UCCUGGGACUCUGCGCCUCUUCUAACCCCGUCGUUCCACCCGGAGGAACCCCGGACCUGCCCCGUGGACGGACUCGGAAAAGCAGAGUUUGCAAGCCGAGCAAGCAGCAGCACCUGCCCAGGGCGAGCGUGAGAGCUGAUGUAGGGGCACAGUCACUCUUGCCCUCGACGCCUCUUUCUUCUCUUCAGGUUAAGCUCGUGCCGAGCGGGGAGAAAUGUAUCAGAGCUUGGCGCUGGCCCAGAGCCCUGGCCAGGCCACCUACGCCGACUCGGGAGCCUUUUUGCACGCUCCGGGAGCCGGCUCUCCGGUGUUCGUGGCUCCCACGCGUGUGCCCUCCAUGCUGCCCUACCUGCCUGCGUGCGAGCCGGGCUCGCAGCCUCCCGCGCUUGCCGCGCACUCUAGCUGGACUCAGGCAGCUACUGCCGACUCCUCAGUCUUCGGCUCCGGAAGCCCGCAUCCGCCAGCCGCACACCCACCGGGAGCCUCCACCUUCCCGUUCGCACACAGCCCCCCGGGGUCCGGCAGCGGCGGCAGCGCGGGGGCCCGGGACAGCGGCUCCUUCCAGGGCGCGCUGCUGGCUCGCGAACAGUACCCGACCCCGCUCGGGAGACCCAUGAGCUCCUCGUACCCCACAACUUACCCGGCCUACGUGAGUCCCGACGUAGCCCCUUCGUGGACCUCCGGACCCUUCGAUGGUAGUAGCAUCCUGCACGGUCUGCAGGGCCGCCCUAGUGGCCUCCCUGGCCGACGGGCCACCUUCGUGCCUGACUUCUUGGAGGAGUUCCCUGGUGAGGGCCGGGAGUGUGUCAACUGCGGAGCCCUGUCUACACCGCUGUGGCGCCGUGACGGCACCGGGCACUACCUAUGCAAUGCCUGUGGCCUCUAUCACAAGAUGAAUGGGGUCAACCGGCCACUGGUGAGGCCUCAGAAGCGUCUGUCCUCAUCCCGUCGAUCCGGCCUCUGCUGUUCCAACUGCCACACUGCCACCACCACCCUCUGGAGGCGUAACGCUGAGGGAGAACCUGUGUGUAAUGCCUGCGGCCUCUACAUGAAGCUCCACGGGGUGCCACGGCCGCUUGCAAUGAAAAAGGAGAGUAUCCAGACAAGAAAAAGGAAGCCGAAGAACCCUGCCAAGAUCAAGGGUUCCUCAGGGUCCACAGCAAACACCGCAGCCUCUUCUCCCACUCUCGUCAACGCUGAAGGCUCAGCAGCCACUUUGAAGGCCGAGCCCAGGCUGGCAUCCCAGGUAUGUGCUGGGCCCUCUGUCUCCUCCCAGGCCCCCUCCAGCCCAGCGAGUGAACCCCUGGCCCCCAGUCAUUUGGAGUUCAAGUUUGAACCUGAAGACUUCGCCUUCAACUCCUCAUCCCUGAGCCCCCAGGCUGGCCUGGGUGGGGUCCUGCGUCAGGAGGCCUGGUGUGCCCUGGCCUUGGCCUAGGUGCUCAGGAAACUGCCACCAUGGUGGUUCCCAGGAACAGAGACUGCCAACCUGGCUCUUAGAACAGGAGCAGAGACAAAGGGGUCCCAGGAACAAAGGUUAGCCUCUGAAGCAGCAGCUCCAGGGGUCCCUCACCACUGUGGAGGGGAGUUUUUUGCGCUGACAGCCUAGAGGAAGAAGAGGUCUGGUAGGACUUGAAGGCUCGUCUGGGACAGCAAUGGAAUCCCCAGACCUCUCGCGGGCCCCUCUGUAGCCGAGACGGCUGCAGAUACCCACCGAUGACUUGAAUGCCAUCGACGGUCAACAUUUAUAGUCUGUAGCAGCUGGCAAAGGUUCACAGCAUCCCACAGUAAAAUCUGAUCCAAGGGAAACAAACAGAGUCCAGGCCGGCAAUAAGGAAGAGGCGACCCUGACACAAGGCCUUUGGGGUCUCACAUUCUUAACAUCCCAUAUCUGACUCUGCGGGGCUGAGUGCUUUCUUGACAACGAAUGCAGGACUAUGAAAGACCGAUGUGCAGAUUGAGCACCGUAGCAAGACCCCGCCCCAAGGCAAACCAUCCCUCUGGCCAUCAUCGCAGACUUCUGUAUUUAUUUGUAGGCUUGUUUCCAGAGAGUGCAGUAAAAGGCCUUGUUCUGGCCAUCUGUAUACUAAGGCUUUUGCUGAUGGGAAGACCCACACUGAGACACUAUUGGAACUGGGUGACAUGUGGCCUCGUGACCUGGCUCAGCUAUCAUUCAAGCAGUUGUUAACACGGCUCUUUGCAGCAUCUUCUUCUACCAGGUCAUGGCAGCUGGCUGUGGACUCUAAGGGGUGCAGGUCAGUUCUAGGGCCCCAGUACAGGGAGGUGGCAGGCAGUGAAAGAGAGCGGAUGUUCUGUAGGCCACACCCCUACAAGGUCUCAGCUCUUCUGGCUACCUCCUGGCAUUUCCAGGGUCCCACCCCCAGGUGUGGAAAGUGGCAAGUAGAGGAGUUAAGGGGUCACCUAACCAUGAAGACCACCCCUACGUCUCCUGUGUGGACCCUUGAUCCUUCCACCUAGUUCAUCUCGAGGCGGAGACAGUGGACCCCAGUUAGAAGGAAAGCAGCGGGUAGUAUCCUGUAGCGGCUAUCACAGGGCCAAGGGCAAGACAUGCUCCUGUCACUGGCCCUGAGUAGGUAUACCUCACUAUCCAUGCGUCUGUGGAAGGCAAAGCCAGCAGCCUA
Phodopus roborovskii (desert hamster) is the source of this 2639-nucleotide messenger RNA. RefSeq names its product GATA binding protein 5 (gene Gata5). Gene Ontology annotation, biological process: negative regulation of transcription by RNA polymerase II; cell fate commitment; cardiac muscle tissue development. Lineage: Eukaryota; Metazoa; Chordata; Mammalia; Rodentia; Cricetidae. Gene Ontology annotation, cellular component: nucleus. Gene Ontology annotation, molecular function: RNA polymerase II cis-regulatory region sequence-specific DNA binding; zinc ion binding; DNA-binding transcription factor activity, RNA polymerase II-specific. The transcript has 6 exons. The record is from RefSeq and is a predicted model, not a curated record. Bases 215 to 1435 code for a protein of 406 amino acids.